Messenger RNA from Trachemys scripta elegans, 3878 nucleotides. It is a transcript of the gene VEGFA, whose product is annotated as vascular endothelial growth factor A. NCBI's taxonomy places the organism in Eukaryota, Metazoa, Chordata, Testudines, Emydidae. The transcript has 8 exons. Gene Ontology annotation, biological process: positive regulation of protein phosphorylation; positive regulation of mast cell chemotaxis; response to hypoxia. Gene Ontology annotation, molecular function: vascular endothelial growth factor receptor 1 binding; heparin binding; growth factor activity. Gene Ontology annotation, cellular component: membrane. Bases 924 to 1574 code for a protein of 216 amino acids. The record is from RefSeq and is a predicted model, not a curated record.
GAGCGGAGCUGGCCGAGCAGUGCAGUUGCAGAGGGAGGGCGAAGCGAGGCAGGGAGAGAAAGAGAGCGCUGGGCUGUGGCUCUUGCCUGACGUUCACGAGCGAGCGACAGCAAAGUGCAGCCAGACUCUCCGCCACGAAAGGCGAGCGAGCGAGCCAGAGCCGCACAGGAGGGAGCAGAGCAGACUAGGAGGAGCAGCUCUCCCUGUGCGCUGGGAUUUGUUAUUAAUUAUUAUUUUUACCCAAUCAUUAAUUUAUUCCCCCCCGCCCCCACUCUUACCGGCUUGGAUUUUCCCUCCACUCCCCGGCCAGUUUGGAUUUUGAAAGCGGUGGAAAGAAGGAAAGGGAUCCGAUCCCCACCCCCGAUCCCUCCCAGCUGCAGGAGAGCAGAACCGGGCUGAGACAGGGAUCCAAAGCGGGGAUCAGCCCCCCUCCCCUGAAAGGAAACUCCAGUUUGGGAGCAGCCGCAGGAAACCAACCCGAAGACUGGAAAAUGCAUUGAAACUUUCGGGCAAACUUUUUUUGUGUGCGCGCGCGUGGGUUUUUCUUACCUCUCCGAGGGGAAAUCUGUUACAAAUCGGUGCCGUUUGGAGCGUGGAUUGUCCCCCCGGGGGUCGGAUCGGAACCGGGCCGGACGGAGAAGGCUGAGCUUUGUGCAGGGAACAAGAGAGAGGGAGAGAGAGAGAGGGAAGAAAAGGGGGGGUGUCUGUUCCUUUGGCGGUUAGAGAGCCGGGCUCAUGGAGGGGUGAAACCCGAGACUGAAGAGUUCCCCCCUGGCCGCAAGCUUUGCAGAAAUCGCCCAGGGGAGCGGCUCCAGGAGAGGGAGGACGAGGGCACGGAGGAGUAGAGAGAAAGGGAAGGAGACAGGCGGCCAGAGAGAGACAUCAAAAGCUCAGCAAGCCACCCCCGACCUGCUCCAGGAAUCAUGAACUUUCUGUUCACUUGGAUCCACUGGGGGCUGGCGGCGCUGCUCUAUCUCCACAACGCCAAGUUGUCGCAGGCAGCUCCGACCCUGGGGGAUGGGGAGAGGAAACCCAAUGAAGUUAUCAGGUUCCUGGAGGUCUAUGAGCGCAGCUUCUGCAGGACGAUUGAGACCCUGGUGGACAUUUUCCAGGAGUAUCCCGAUGAGGUGGAGUACAUCUUCAAGCCGUCCUGCGUACCCCUGCUGAGGUGUGCAGGCUGCUGUGGUGACGAGGGCCUAGAAUGCGUCCCCAUGGAGGUGCACAACGUCACCAUGGAGAUAAUGAGAAUUAAACCCCAUCAGAGUCAGCACAUAGUGCACAUGAGCUUCUUACAGCACAGUAAAUGUGAAUGCAGACCAAAGAAAGACGUCAAAGCUAAACAAGAAAAAAAAUCAAAGCGAGGAAAGGGGAAGGGGCAAAAGAGAAAGCGCAAGAAAAGCCGGUACAAACCGCUCAGCUUUCACUGUGAGCCUUGCUCAGAGAGGAGAAAGCACUUGUUUGUACAAGAUCCCCAGACCUGUAAAUGUUCCUGCAAAUUCACAGACUCACGUUGCAAGUCGAGGCAGCUUGAGUUAAACGAGCGCACUUGCAGAUGUGAAAAGCCGAGACGGUGAGCAGCGGAGAAGAAGGGGGAACAGCCCUGUUUCUGGAGCUUGAUUUCUCGCCUGGAUGGAAAAAGAAAGAAAGAAAGAAAAAAACAAACCCUAAUCCAAAUGAACCCUAAAAUGAAGGAUCGGUAGAGCACAGCACUUUCAGUACGGACGAUGGACUCCGGAAGGAACAUUCCCCGAGGCACCCGCCGCACAGGAUUCACCUUUGGGUUUUGAACUGUUUUAUUUUAUUUUUUUUUUCUUUUCAUGCUGCUAAAUAACAGAGCCAGGAAGACUAUAGGGGUGUAUUUUAUGGGAUUCCCAUACAGACCUAUAUGUAGGUAUAAAUAUAUAUACAUACAUACAUCUAUAUAUGUGUAUAUAUUUUAACCACAUCUGUAUGUGUGUGUGCGCGCGAGUGUGUACGUACACACACUGAAUUUUUUUAACAUUGCUAAUGUUAUUGGUGUCUUCACUGGAUAUACUCGACUGCUGUGGACACAAGCGGGCUACUUGGGGCAUAAGAAACAAGCUGAGACUGGAAAGCGCUGGGUGUAGCCUUCUUAACUCUGACUGACUUGUGCGGCCGCCGCUGUUUCUCUGUUGCGUGGGCUGUUCCACAAACCACCUUCUCUUCCCCGUGCCGGGGAGGAGAGGAACCAGAGAGGAGGGGCAGGGAAUUCCAAAGAGCGGUGCCUUGGGGUGUUAUGGGUCAAAGGUCAAGGAAACGGAUUGGCACGCUGGGCCCUCUGCGUGGUUGAGGAUUCUUUUCCCCCUCCUUCCCUCCAACCUUUGCCCUUAUUCGUCUCAUGACCUGCCUUGCUGGGACACGGGAUGUCAGUGUACAUUUUGUAUUGAUUUGACUUGCUGUAGAAACUCUGCUGAGGGUAGAGUCUGGCCUUAAGGAUGGUGGGCAGCUGACGCACGAACCGUUCCCCUUGAGAAGGUAUCACAAGAAACUCGAUUUCUCACCCUGGUGGCUGCAAAACGACAGAGGGGCCUGCAGGGCGCUGAAGCAAGAAUGGGGACCCGUGCAUAGCCAGACAGCACGGUCUGCUCUCCUCAUGCACAGCGCUGCCACUGAAGAGCGUCCAAGAUGCGGAUUUCUGGAAAGGGAUAUUAAUCAAAAGUAUAUACACAGUAGGGGUGUGUGUGUAUGUGUGUUUGUGUGUCUGUAUAUCUAAUUAUCUGUACUUAUUAUAUAUAUAUAUAUACAGCAAAGAUUUUCGAAAGUGCCUAGUGAUUUAGGAUGCUUUCAUUGUUUGAGUGCUUCAUAUGAGAUACCCUAAGGAGGCCUGAUUUUUCCCCUUUCUCGAAACACCAGGCCUCUUUAAGGAGGCUCAAGUUGGGUACCCAUCACCUCAAAUCACUAGUCUCUUUUGAAAAUCUUGGCCAUCUCUCUCUAUAUCUGUAAUAUGCGCCAGUAUGCACACACACACACACACACACACUCACACCCCUGCACACCAAUGAGUGUUUGUAUGUCUAUGUGGAUAUAUAUAAUCGAGUUCUAUGAUUAAAAAAACAAUAAUCAAAAGGAUACUUGGUUUGUGUCAGAAUGCUGCCAGCCACCACCUGCAACUGAACUUUCAACGCCUAAUAAUGUACCAAAUGAAAGCGUCCCAAAAGACAAGACAGUCUAAAACCAGACUCACCACAAGUGACUACUAACCACUACGAAUUCCCCAGCCAACUGAUGGCUUUCAGGAGGAGGAAAACACGCGGGUGUGUGCCUGCAUCCAUCAUGUAUAUAUUCACGCUGCGUCAUGCUUAAGACAGAAGCUUCCGAGGCGGGAAGAGAAAGUGUUUUAUAUACUUAUUUAAUAUCCCUUUUUAAAUUAGAAAUUAAACAUAAUUUAAUUAAAGAGUAGGGAUUUUUCAGUAUUUCUUGUUAAUAUUUAAUUUCAACUAUUUAUAAACCAUACCUCCUUUUUUUUAACUGAUUGUGUAUAAGUUUAACCCUUUUAUGCCCCAACCCAUCUCCCCAAUUGUUGGCAGACUCAGUAGCAUGUUCUAGGUAGUUAUUUAAUUGAGUUUCUCUAACAGACACCCCUACACAUUCCUAUUGAGACAAGGGUUAGAUAUACAUCUACAUACUAUAUAUAUAUUUGGCUGUGUGUGUGUAUAUAUAUAUAUAUAUGUCUAUGUAUAUGUGUGAUUCGGAUUAAAUAGACGCUACGAUUUUUUUUAUAUAUGUAAAAAAAAAGGAACAAUAGAAAAUUCUACAUCCUGAAUUUCUCCUUUUUUAAUUUUAAUAUUUGUUAUCAUUUUAUUUAUUGGUGCUACUGUUUAUCUGUAAUAAUUGCGGGGAAAAAGAUAUUAACAAUA